Messenger RNA from Plasmodium knowlesi strain H, 4131 nucleotides. Its product is annotated as sporozoite surface antigen MB2, putative. The transcript has a single exon. Gene Ontology annotation, molecular function: nucleic acid binding; GTP binding; GTPase activity. Bases 1 to 4131 code for a protein of 1376 amino acids. Lineage: Eukaryota; Apicomplexa; Aconoidasida; Haemosporida; Plasmodiidae. The record is from RefSeq and is a predicted model, not a curated record.
AUGUUCGGCGACUGGUUCCUUGCACCAACUAUAUUGCUCAUCUUACUAUAUAUCCUUCCUUGCGCGAACCCCAACUUCUGCUACGCUUAUAAGUUACCUAGAGGAAAAGUUACCACUUGGGUAUUUAACCCAUGUGUGGAAUUAAGACAAAGGAAAAGUUCUCCCCUCGGACCGAUCUACGGUAGUAGGGAUAAUUUUGAGGCAACUAAAAGGAUCGUUAGCAUUUCUGAUGGGGAUAUACCUAGAACACUUGAUCUCUUGGGAUUCCCAUCGAGGGGGAGUAAAGCCAAAGGUUGGAACGCGGCACGUAGUUUUAUCGAAAGGGUAGGGUUGACACAGAAGAAGUGGCAGAACGGAAACACAAACAGGAGAAAUGUGAGAAAAAAAAAAAAUACAUAUCUGUUCCUGUUUACGAGAGACCAUAUUGAAUAUCCACCCAUCAGACAAAAGGCCAAGGGACGGGAUUCCGCCAUCUAUGGGAGAUCCCCCAAAAAAAUCGAACACAGCAGUAAAGAGGGCACAAGCCCCCGUGGGGACGAAGAGGGAAGGAAUAGUAAAAGUGUUAGGAAUGAAGAACUAAUAACUUCACAGGAGGAAAAGUACAAAAAGAGAAAGUAUGCAAAAGUGAAGGACGAAAAAAAAAAAAAAAAAGAAAAUUUGCAAAAGGGCGAUGGAGAAGGAUUCACCGAGGUAGUAACCUCUUUGCAGAAAAAAGAAGUGAAGCAGGGGAAGGACUUAUCAAAACUUGGAAGUAAGUUAAUAUAUGGUGAGAACAAUGAUCCGAGGGAGGCUAUCACAGAUGAUUCGAUCAGAAGAAGUACCUCCCCCAUGAGGAAUAAGCAAAAGAUUAAAAAUAAAUUUGUGCACACCAAUGACGGGGGGAAUACCCACAGCAUAUAUGGACAAGGCGUACCAUCUUCGUAUUAUAAAAAGAAGCGAAUUGAAAAGGAGGCAAGUUACAAGGACAGUCAACAAGAGAACGCCGGAAUUGAUGCAUACAAAUACCCCCUCGUAAAAGAGAGCUAUUCUAAAUUGAGAACCCCUGAGGGAGAUACGCCCAGUGAAGACAACAUCGGGAAAACCUUCGAAGGUGAAGUAUAUUCAGUAAGUCCAAAUGCAAUUAUAGUGAAAAUAAAAAAUACAAACCUUUUUGGAAUGCUCUUUAAAAAGAGAUGUAACUUUGGAGAUGAUGUGGAAGAUCUGAAUGAGUAUUUCAAAGUGAAACAAAAAAUUUUCGUAAAAGUGUUAGGAAUAAAUAUGAAAAAAAAGUUGUAUUACUUGGGAAAUAUAAUUAAAUACAAUCCAGAUGUGGAGUUGAAAAUUGGAGAUACAUCAAAGGGAUUAAUCACCAAGUUGUGCGAAUCGUACGUAUUUGUUAAGGUUCUGAAAAAUGGAAGCACUGGGUAUCUACAUAGGUCGAAAGUGUUUUCCCCAUCUGAAGCACAUGUAGGGGAGGAGAACAAGGGUAGACAUAACCACAGGUGGAACGACUUAUUAAGAAGGAUACAAUUUACAGAGAUAUUUAAAAUCUGGGAUAUUAUAGAUGUAGAAAUUUAUGAGAAACCUGAUGUGAACUUUAAAUCCAACUAUAUAUUAACCAUCCCCGAGGAGUCCAAGACAUUUUCCAAGGUGCUUACCUAUUUUGAUUCCUUGUCGGAGAAACUCCCACAUGAAGAGGAAGUGAAUCAGGUAGGAGGUGAAAACAUUGUAGAUCAAGCGGAGGGAAAUCUAUUUCUGAAUGAAGGGGGGAGUAUCCCGUUGGACGAUCCCUCAGGCGAAGGUGCAACUGACAACAGGAAGAGGAGAAGUAGAACAAGUUACACAAAAGAGGGACAUCAUACAAACCCAACUCAUGAACAAGAGAAAAACAUGACAACACGCGGUACCCCUUUUUUAAAAAAAAGUAAAGAGACGAUCCAUAAGGAUAGAGCAUCGACGAAGUUGUAUCGGGUGCCUGAAAAUGCAAGUUUGUCUGUUUUUGCGAAAAUUACAAAAAUAUCGUUAUCGUCGUUGAAAAAGUUUUUUAUAAUUAACGAGAGUAGGGAAUACCAUUCGGGACAUGCACUCAGCUCGGAUCAGAUAAAGAAAGCGAGCGACCAUUUUAAGAUUAGCUGUGUGGUCGACGUUGGUGAGGAGUUCCAAUUGGAGGGCGACCCCGGCGAAGGUAGUACCGUGGAAGCGGCUACCCCAGAUGUUUGUCCAACGAGGGAAAGUAACCUCGCAGACGAUGUGGUCGCUACUACUCUGGAAAGCUCACCCGGGAAGGGAAGGAACAAAGAGGAGGAGAAGGAGAAGGAAAUUCAAGGCGGUGUGAAGGCAAACUCCAAAGGGGAAAUCAAAUUCGGGAAAAAGAGUGACCGAGUGGUGAGUAAGCCUGCGCGUAUUUCUUCGCCAAUGGAAGAUCCAAUCGAGAAAAAUAAAAAGAGAAACAUUGUAGUGACAUUUAUCGGGCAUAUCAACCAUGGAAAAACGUCGCUCUUCGAUUAUAUAUGCAAGACGAACGAGAGGGAUAAGGAGAAGGGACUCAUAACUCAAAAUAUAAGAGCCUUCAAAGUGAAGUCGAGAAAUAAUGAUUUCACAUUUACACUGAUUGAUACCCCAGGACAUGAAGCCUUCAUGCCCAUUCGAAGCAGAGGUGUUAAAAUAUCUGAUGUAAGCAUUUUAGUUAUUUCUGGAGAAGAAGGAAUACAGGAGCAGACAGUGGAGUGUAUUAAGCUGAUUAAAGAACAUGACAUACGAAUUGUAAUCGCAGUUACCAAGAUGGAUUUGCCGAACGUAUCGGUGGAUAGAAUUGUUAAUGAUUUAGUGUAUCAUGAAAUAUAUACCGAAAUGAAUGGCGGAGAUGUUCAAGUGGUUCCUUGUUCCAUUAUGAAUGCAGAUUCUAUGGACAAACUAGUAGAUGCAGUAUAUUUAGAAUCCGAAUUUUUGGAGUUACCAUUAGAGGAGAAUAAAGAUGGACAGGGAGUUAUCCUAGAUUCGUACGUUGAUAGAAAUGGAAUCGUAUCCAUUAACUUAGUGCAAAGUGGAACCCUGCGUGUGAAUGAUUAUUUCUACACAGGAUCAUCCUACGGGAAGGUGAAAAUGAUGAAGGAUCACUUGAACAAAAAGGUAAAUUUUGCAUGCGCCUCAGACCCAGUGAUGGUGGUAGGUUAUGAGAAGAACUCCAUUCCUGUCGCAGGAGACAAAUUUUAUGUCGUAAAGAAUGAGACAAUCGCGGAGGAAAUUGCACAACACCACAGGAAUGAGUUACUAGCUUCACAGAUGCGGGACUUUAGUUAUGGACAAGAAGAAGGAAGCCUGGAUCGAUAUCAAGAGUACAUAAUUAGGGAGGGCGCCAUUCCCUCCGAUGAGCAACAAAAGCAGAAGGAUGCAAAUGAUCACUCACAGUUGGAAGAAACUGCAACGCAGGAAGACUCCCCCCAAGGAGAAGAUAGCCCCGAAGAUAACCCCACAGAAAAAAUUAACAACGAAAGGGAGAUUAAAAAUUUUCAAGAAAAAGAUCUCAGGACAGUAUACGUAAGUUACUUUAUCAAAUGUGAUAAGCAAGGUACGAUUGAUGUUUUAAAAAAUUGUCUCCAAAAAUUACAAGUCAAUGAUACACUGCACCGAGUUCGAAACAAAAUUGUCUAUUCCAGUAUCGGAGAUAUCACUGCCAGUGAUAUUACGUAUGCUCAAAGUUUUGACGCUAUCAUUAUUGGAUUCAAUGUUAAGCUUUCUAAGAGCUUCCCAAAGAAUGGAAAGAACAUCACGAGCGGUGGAAAAUCAAAUAGCCGAAUUAUUUAUGUGAAUGUUUUGUACGAUCUGAUUGAAGAGGUGGAAAAUGUAAUGAAGGAGAAACUGAGUUCGAAACCGAGGGGCACAUAUAAAGGACAGGCAAGUAUUUUAAAAGUUUUUAAUGUAUCCAAACUGGGUAAGGUGGCCGGGUGUGUGAUCACCAGUGGCACCGUUAACAACAAUAGCAACGUGAGAAUUUUGAGGAACGACAAAGUCAUCCACAUUGGAAAAAUUGUGUCGCUUAAAAUUGGCAAGGAGGAGAAGGAGCAAAUCAAGCAGGGCGAAGAGUGUGGCAUGGGCUUUGAUAACUUUGUGGAUUUUCUCCCGGGGGAUACGGUCGAAUCGUAUGAAGAGUAG